Messenger RNA from Coffea eugenioides, 861 nucleotides. RefSeq names its product receptor-like protein 35. The record is from RefSeq and is a predicted model, not a curated record. NCBI's taxonomy places the organism in Eukaryota, Viridiplantae, Streptophyta, Magnoliopsida, Gentianales, Rubiaceae. Gene Ontology annotation, molecular function: protein binding. The transcript has 3 exons. The coding region runs from base 1 to 861 and encodes 286 amino acids.
AUGGAGAGAGCAUGCUAUUACUUUCCUGUAGGACUUUUAGUAGCCACUUCUCUGUUAGCCGUGGGCACAGGCGAUAUCAUAACUGAUAAAUCUGACCUUGUAGCUUUCAAAAAUCACAUAGUUCUUGAUCCUCACUCAAUUGUGGCAAAAAAUUGGUCCAUUUCUUCUUCUGUUUGUGAUUGGAUUGGAGUUACAUGUGACUUUGGUCGUCAAAGAGUGGUCGCAUUAAAUAUUUCUAACAUGGGUUUUGCAGGCACGAUUCCUCCACAACUGGGAAACCUCUCAUUCCUUGUUUCUGUCGACAUGAGCAACAACAAUUUUUAUGGUCAUUUGCCAAAAGGAAUGUCUCAUUUGCGUCGACUAAGUUUCAUGGCUUUAGGCAACAACAUUCUCACGGGAGAAAUUCCAUCAUGGUUAGGUGUCUUGGAUAGACUUCAAUACCUGUCCUUGAGAGAGAAUAAUUUUGUUGGCCAUCUUCCUGCUAACAUAUGCGACAACCUUCCAAAUCUAAAAAAGCUCGAUCUGUAUUGGAAUCAAUUGAGUGGCCAGCUACUAUCAGGUUUAUCAAACUGCUCCGGACUCAAGUCGUUAGAUUUGUCACUCAACCAGUUCAAUGGUUACAUACCAAAAGCGGUGGGGAACCUGAAAAUGCUUGAGGAGCUACAUCUCUAUUAUAACAAUUUGGAAGGUGAUCUUCUGAAACGAAACUCUGAAUCUACCCACGAAAGCAGCAACACGGUUCUAUGCCACCCACAAUCUUCAAAAUCUCCACACUGGAAUUUGUUGAUUUUGCAGAAUAACAAUUAUCUGUUUAUCGUAAUAUUAACACUUUUUGGGCAUAGUUGCUCAGCUAGUCCGUAA